Messenger RNA from Bufo gargarizans (Asiatic toad), 1091 nucleotides. RefSeq names its product lactamase beta like 1 (gene LACTBL1). NCBI's taxonomy places the organism in Eukaryota, Metazoa, Chordata, Amphibia, Anura, Bufonidae. The transcript is spliced from 9 exons. The record is from RefSeq and is a predicted model, not a curated record. Bases 189 to 1091 code for a protein of 300 amino acids.
ACCUCAAGUAAAGGUCCAGUCAAAAAACUAGGGCAUAGUCUAGGAGUCCAGAAAAUCAAUGGUCUGGAUCUACCAAGAGGAUUCUAUGGGCAGAAGCUGAGGUUAAGACCUUCAGGGGUUCACGGCGGAGGAGACCACAGCUUACGUCGCAAGGCCCGGCUGAUGCAGAGUGCUGAUCACUAGCUGGGAUGGAUGGACUUCCAAUCCAGCCAUCUAGAAGGAGAGGCCUCAGCCGGACCACUCCUGUCCACUUGAAGUGGACACACCUGGCACUGACCCUUUUCUUCUUGAUCUCCAUCACAAUGACCGGCUGCUUCAUCUGGCAGUAUAAACUCCCCAAACAAGAGUCGGCUCCAGUGGCGGAGACGACCAUUCCAGACUUGGUGCAAAUGUGCCCACGAUUCCCAGAUCCGGUGCCUUUAGACCACCCGGUACCAGUUCUGAAGGAAGCUCUGGAGAAGGUGGACAAGUUCCUCAGGAGUAAGAUCCGCACGCCUGGACUCCCUGCCAUGUCCUCCAUAGUGACGUAUAAUGACACGGUACUGUGGACUGGGAACUUUGGUAAGAAGAAUGGAUCUAACCCUUCCUCAACUGUUCCCAAUGAGUACACCAUAUAUCGGAUUGCCAGCAUCUCCAAGCUGUUCCCUUCCCUCAUGUUGUACAAGUUAUGGGAAGAAGGAGAAUUGAACUCGCUGGACGACCCCCUGGAGCGAUACGUAACCAACUUCUCCAUCAAGAACCCCCUGGGCAGAGGGCGCCACAUGGAACAUAAAUACAUGGCAGAUGGAUUGGCUUUUAUAGAGAAAGGGGCACAGCCUGCAAAAGCUACAGCAGUGACAUUGCGCAGGAUGGCGAGCCAGCUAUCAGGUCUCCCACGGCGGCUGCGGUCUACAAAUCUUCUCUGGAAAGGAACCACCCAAGAGGCCAUUGAGCUUCUCCGUGAUGACGUAUUAGUGGCUGAUCCUGGUACCCGGUGUCAUUAUAGUAACCUGGCGUUUUCCUUGCUUGCCCAUGUUUUGGCUGAACACACUUCUGAAGGUGAAUACCAGCCACAGAUGUAUGCUGGUCUGGGACGCUCCAGUAAUUUAUGA